ACAUAAACAAAUAAAACUUAGACUAAAUUACACGUGUCAUCACUCUACUUCAUCUCCAUUUGACACGUAAGCUCGUCCUUCCCAUUCAGCAGGCAUUCAUUCAUCUCUUCUUUCUCUCUCUCCAACGCCCUCUCUGACACACACCCGUGAUGCUGUUCCAGUAUUCAAUCCCCACUUUUGUCUCCUUCCUUUUUCCACCACCAUCAUUAUUCCCAAACUUUACCACCUCUUUCAAUUUCUUCCUUCAAUUUUCCGAAUCCAAACACUAAAUCUUCGAUUAAUUUAACAGUAUACAGACAGAAAUUAAAUGGGUGAUAAUCAUCCUGUUAAUUUCAUCUUCCUUCUUCUUCUUCUUCUUCUAAUCAUCAUCUCAACCUUCUUCAACAAUGGAGCUUCUACAACUUUCUGGGGAGACACUCUUGUUUUGAAGCAACUCAAACUCGGAAUCGCCCCUGACUCACUGAGUCACGGCUCAUGCGUCAGCUCCUGGGAUUUCUCCUACGACCCUUGUGAUACUCUCUUCUCUGAUAAGUUCACUUGUGGCUUCACAUGCGAAGAAGACGACGUCGUUUCACCUGGAAAUAUCUCCCGAGUUACUGAACUCGCUCUUGACCAGGUUGGCUACUCAGGUUCUCUCUCCUCCAUUUCAUGGAACCUCCCUCUUCUUCGCUCGCUUGACCUCACCGGAAACAACUUCUCCGGCACGAUUCCGGCUUCAUUCUCCAACCUCACUCGCCUAACCCGACUCACCCUCUCUCGUAACUCGCUCUCUGGUUUAAUCCCUGACUCGCUGGGUCAACUCGCUUCUUUAGAGGUGCUUGCUCUGGAUAAUAACGCCCUCGUGGGUCCCAUCCCGGGGAGUUUUUCUGGGUUGGUUAAAUUAAAUAGGUUGGAAAUCCAGGGGAAUAAACUCAGUGGCGAGUUCCCUGAUCUGAGUCGACUCAGUUCAUUGAGCUUCCUCGAUUGCAGCCAGAAUUCCAUCUCCGGUGAAGUUCCGGCGAAUUUACCGGCUUCCUUGGUCGAGAUAUCAAUGAGGAGUAACAAUCUAGUCGGAAGUUUACAAGAGGGUAUUUUAGGUAAUCUACCCUUUUUACAAGUCUUAGACCUGAGUUAUAAUCAACUCGGUGGGUCAGUCCCGGCGAGUUUCUUUACUCACCCGAGUCUCCAACAGAUUUCUCUAUCCAACAACAAUCUCACUUCAAUCGAGGUGCCGAGUGGACUCGGAACUGAGUCAAUGUUAAUAGCGGUUGACCUGAGUAAUAACGGGCUUCACGGGCUUUUGCCGGGCUUCAUGGGCCUGAUGCCGAAGCUAUCAGCUUUGGCGUUAGAGAACAACACGUUGGUGGGUAUGAUACCGACCCUAUAUGCAUUCAAAGCGGUUUGGCCCGAACCCGGAAUCGCCCCGUUUGAGAGGUUGUUAUUGGGCGGGAAUUUCUUGUUCGGGCCGAUACCAGACCCGUUAAUGAAGCUGGAUCCCGAUUCGACCCGUAUUAGUUUGGUGGAUAAUUGUUUGUUGGUGUGCCCAAAUACCUUAUUCUUUUGUCAAGGGAGAGAUCAGAAGUCUCUAGAAGAGUGUAGAAGCUACAUUGGCCUUGUUGCCACUCCUUAAAAAUUAGGGAAUAGGGAUAGCUAGUUUAAAUUUUUAAUUUUUUUUGGAUGUUGUAUCUUAAAACAUAUUUAUGUGAGAAUUUCAUCCCAAAACUUAUUCGAAAAUA
Spinacia oleracea (spinach) is the source of this 1715-nucleotide messenger RNA. Its product is annotated as LRR receptor-like serine/threonine-protein kinase SIK1. The record is from RefSeq and is a predicted model, not a curated record. Gene Ontology annotation, molecular function: protein binding. Bases 308 to 1609 code for a protein of 433 amino acids. NCBI's taxonomy places the organism in Eukaryota, Viridiplantae, Streptophyta, Magnoliopsida, Caryophyllales, Amaranthaceae. The transcript has a single exon.